ACAAAAGUAUCAUCUUGGCCAUGUCUGAUGCUCAAAUUCAAAAACCCUGUUGAAACAAUUAAGUUGUAGUUCUUCUGCUUUCACUGGAAACCCCCUCACUGCAAGUCACCUAUAUCCCCAUUGACUGAGAGCUUUCAAAAGAUUAAGGAAUCCCUGCUCAGUUUUGCUACCUUUGAAUGAUAUUGGUACAAAAGCACACUUCUGUGAGUUGUAUAGGAAUCUGGACCUAAAGCAUGAGCUUUGAUAAGUAUUAAUUUUAUUAGUGUCAGACUUGUAUAGCAGUGCAAAGUUGUGUGCAGUUCUUUGUUGUAAAUUUUCAGAUACAGGUAGUAAUAGAACCACUUUUGUAGGCAGUGAAGUGUGUAAGAGAGUUAGAGUUUCUUUAACUUUAGUAGUUACAUGGAAAAUUCUUGCUUAUACCUUGCCUGAAGUUCUUACAGGUUAAUCCCAGAGAUACGGGGAAAAUUCCUCUCUUUGUACACUGAGCUGUCUAGUUUUGAGAAAUAAUCUGUGCUGAAGUGAUUGUAGGGUAUCCUUUCUUGGAAAUAAAGUCUGGUUUAAGUUUUUAAGGUUGAGGAUGGCAUGUGGAUCUGUCCAGAUGCAAAUACAAAUUUAUAUCUCUCUCACUUUGUUAUGCUUUCUUUGAGGAAAUGCUACACUUUUAAGUACCAUAACUUUUGUAGCAAUGUUGCUGUACAGUUUUGUCAGAUGUAAUCACUUUGGAAAUGCUUUCAUAAAGUAAUACACAAUGCCAUGGAGAAAUUUCAUAUGCUUUUAGAAAUAACGCUGGAACUGGACUGCAAGGAAAAGUAAUUUUGUUUAAGUGUUUGUGAUUGACACUCAGAUAAUAUUCAAAGAGGAGCUGUAACAUAUGUAACACAUGCUUUGAUGUUUGAAGUGUCCUCUCUCAAAGCAGCAGCAUAACUGGUGGUUAUUAGUGAUUAUUAAAGACAUGGGUAUGUUACUAAUCAGGCAACUAAGUUGCCAAGCCAAAUUCUAAAUCUGUAAUUAUAUUUGGCCUCCUUAAAAUGAGGAGACAUGUUUGUACUAUUUCUGUCUAAAACCACUGUAUCUGAUAAAACCAAUUAAUAUGGUUGAUUUUUUCAUUUUAUUUUUCUGUAGCCCAUGACAGAAAAGAUAGCUGAAUGCUUGGUUUCUGACACUUUGUAAUGGAAAUGAAACAAUUCUUCUUCUUCCUUUUGAAAAUCUGACCUUCUAAGUUUUCAGGACAGUUUAGAUUUGAAGUUGCUUUAUUUUGUCACUUCAAAUCAUGUCAUGUUGCCAGUUAAAAUUGGCUUUGUGUGCAUCUUUGCUGUGUUAGUUUGCUUACAGCUCAAGUAUUUCUGUGGUUUUGCUGCAGCCAGUAAUGGAUUACUACUGACAAAAGUUGUUUGUUUAUUUGAGUGACAAGCAUGUGUUGUUUUGUCUCUGGUUUUACGUGAGUAGGUUUCUCUCACACUGAAGAUAACAGGCAGGUAUCCAUAGUAAAGUUUCUUCAGCAAACAGUGAAAGCCAGUAAUGUUUGUCCAUGCCUGUUACUGUUCUGGAGUUUUUGAAGCCUGAUUUUGAUAGAUAACAAACAUUGUGGAGUCAAGCUGAUAAAAUACUUGUUUAGCUCUUGAGGCCCAAAAAAGCCUCUGUCAUUUUAAAUUUGUGAAAGCAAGGACAACCACAUUCAAGAAAGAUGUACAGUGGUACCUUCUCUUUGCUAUCAUCAUGAAUCAAAUUUAGUUGAUCCUCUGGAGGUAAAAUGUCUGUUUCCCUUUGAUCUCAGUUGCUGUAGCCAUACUGCUUCAGGGACAUAAAAUAGUUACCACAAUAAUGAACCUAGACCUGAGUGAAGCCAAUGACGUCAGAUAGAGCUAAUUUAACAAAUGACAAAGAAGUUUGGAGGAUUUUGUAAGAGCAAAAAGCACCAAGGAUGCUGAGGAACUGGAUUCCAGUGGAUAUGUGUUUGCAUUGCCAAUUGUGCCAUUGGCUGAGUGGUGUGGACAUCAACAUCCCAGAGAAGUAUUCUCUGUCACUGCCAACAUUGAAACUGCAACCAUAUUGCAAAUCUACAACUGUAGAUCAGUUCACUUCUAUGGUCAUGAUAAGGAAACAUUUGUUCCACAUGGAAGAAAAAUGUGUUCCUGUUUAUUCAUAAACAGUGAAGUCUGGAAAUAAUAUUUUAUCAUAAAUUUUAGUGAUGAAAAAACCAGAAGAUUAAAAGCAAGACUGACUUGUUAGAAACUAAAUUUCCAUUAAUCCCUUUUGUUUCUUUAGAACAAAGCCAUAAGGAGAGUUAUUUAUGAUGGAAGAAAAAGCUUAGGCAGCACUUUUGAUUAUGAUUGAAUUAACAGAUAUUUCAUGGGCUGUCUGUUGAUUGUACCUUCUGCCUUCUGAUGCAAAUCUCUAGUAGCAUCACUGUUAAUUUUCCAGUGCUUUCCUAGAUGGUUGUGGAUUGACUGAGGAUUUAUAUCACCUGAGGAGUGUAACAGUGGUUUUGGGGAUAAGACUGUCAAAAGGACUUCAUGUCUCUCUUUUUCCUGUUGUUUCAGCAUUAUUUGACUCAGUGACCAACAUGUAAUUUUCUGCACCAGAAGAUAAGAAGGAAACAGCAGUUGUUAAGAAAUAAGCCAUGCCUGCUGCAGCUGAUGUAACUGUGGGGGACCUGCCUGUGAGACAUACAGGUCUAACUCCAGCUGGAACUGAAGGAUUACAAGAAUCAUGAACUGCACAGAAUAUGAAAGCUCAACGAACCAGGUAACAAACCAGUCAAGAAGAACUGGAGGACAUGUUUCUUCAUGUACAUGAUGAUCACAUCUUACUCCAGCAGCAUAAAAAUGAGCAAGAGGAAAAAACUAAAAGAAUGACCACCAAGUUAAUACAGCUUGUUAAUGAGAAAAAGUCUGAACAGGUUGGUGGCGGCCCCAAGUGGCUGGGUCGCCUGGAGCUGGAAGGAAGGAUUGUGCAUUGACAAGAAAAAGUUCAUGAGCCUGAGAAACAGAAUGAGAGCCCCCUUUCAGCUGACCAGCAGCUCCAGAUUCCAGGCCACAGACCUUGUCCAUCCAGCUGGGUUCAAUCUUUUAUUAGCAGUGCUCUCAGAAAAGUGAGCGAGGCUGCUGAUAUGCCAGAGCACACAAGGAAAGGUGUAAUUCACAUUUAUUAA
Molecule: messenger RNA, 3151 nt
Organism: Melozone crissalis (California towhee)
Lineage: Eukaryota; Metazoa; Chordata; Aves; Passeriformes; Passerellidae
Gene: RPGRIP1L
Product: RPGRIP1 like
Biological process (GO): retinal rod cell development; non-motile cilium assembly
Cellular component (GO): photoreceptor connecting cilium
Molecular function (GO): thromboxane A2 receptor binding
Source: RefSeq, a predicted model, not a curated record